This is a messenger RNA of Eleginops maclovinus (Patagonian blennie), 1181 nucleotides long. RefSeq lists its product as uncharacterized. Gene Ontology annotation, cellular component: nucleus. NCBI's taxonomy places the organism in Eukaryota, Metazoa, Chordata, Actinopteri, Perciformes, Eleginopidae. The annotation marks the transcript as partial. The record is from RefSeq and is a predicted model, not a curated record. The transcript has 4 exons.
AGACACGUCACCAGGAGACGACGUCACUCUCCUGCGACGCUGUGGAUUUUCCCUGAGACGGAGAAGAAAGCCUUACAUUUUACCUUAGGGUUUUAUUACUUAUUAAUAACUGUAGCGUAUACUGUACCUCACAGUAUUUACAUUUUGAGAAAGGCUGACCUGCUAUUAAGUUGUUCGUCGCUCGCCAUUGAGUUACAGAAAAAAAUGCCCCUACAAUUUAUUGAAGGGAUGUCCAGCAGGAAGAGAAGACCCAACUGGACAGACCAGGAGUGUCUUCUUCUUGCCAUGUUAAUGCAAGAGAAGAAAGACAUAAUCAGAGGGAAGUGCUGCACUGGAAUUACAAUACAGGAUAAAAGGAAAGCAUGGGAGGAAGUAACCCAAGCUAUAAAUGAAGCCUUCCCACAGUUUCAGCGUACAGUAUCUGACUGUAACAAAAAGUGGGAAAAUCUAAUGUCAAAGUCAAGAGAGGAGAUCAAACGGCACAGAAGGCAAUCAAGCACAGAAGGCCUGUCAAUGGAGCAGUUAAGUCCUGUGACUCAGGUGGUGAUUUCUGUGAUGAACCUCUCUGACAGGCUGCAACAGGAUGGAGAAGAAUCUUCAAUCUCAGGGCUGAUGGAAACUCAACAAAACAGUUGUGAUGAAGAUGGGAAUCAACACUCAAUUGAUGAAAGGUUCUCCAAAAAACAUCCACUGAGAGAGCUUGAGCUCCCUACACAUUCAGAACCAUCAAGUUCUCCAGCAGAACCGGAAAUUACAGUUUUUCCGAACUUCCCAAAAUCAAUCGCAAUGCAUUUCAGUACUCCUCGUGCUGCUGACUUCGCAACUUCUGCAGGACACCAGGAAACCUCCUGCUCUUCUUCAUCUCCAGGCAACUGCACAAUGUUGCAAGACCGUUUGGAUUUGGAAAUGUCUGUUCUAAGAAGACAAGAGACAGUCCUAAAGCUACAAGAAGAAUAUUACACACUUAAAAUUAAGAUGAUGAAAAAGCAGAUAGAAGAGCCGCUGUCAAAGGACUGAAGUCACUGUAAAGAAUGACCUGUUGCACCGGUCUGUUUCUUGUGAAAUGUGUACGUGUAUGUAGACACCCUUUUGUUUUGUAGCGAACUUGUGUUAUUGUUUGAAUUGAUUAUAUGUUGACAUAGAAACAGCAAUAUAAGCGUGAAUAAAAGUAAAACACACAA